AUGGUGAAUGGGUCGGGCAUGGGGUGUAAGUACUCCGAACACCAGAAAUCCACAUCGAACUCGAGUAAAGUGGAGACGGUGCUGGCAGCAUUGACAAGACUUGAUGAUGAGAUAGCUAAGAGCGAGAGGACUCAUCCUGCUGCCAGGCUUGCUGUAGUGGCUACUGAGCUGGAGAGCAUACAACAGGAAAUUAGGACAUUUGAAGAGAUCACUGCUACAGUAACUAAGGAUAACUAUGCCAAAACUAUCCAUCAGCUUUUCAUCAACUUAGAUCUCUACAGACGACCGAUGUUGGCAUCAGAAAAUGAAGAUUUCAUUGCUAAUGUUAAUAGAAAGGAAAUGCGUCGUCUGGAACUGAGCUGGCUGAGAGUUCGCUAUGCUGAGCUUGUGCGCGAACGCCGAGUUUUACAUGCCCAAAUAUUGCGUUCGCGCUCUUUGUAUGCACAACUACAGCAUUUGUUGGACUCCAUAUGGGGCAAUGGUAGUCGUCCGGGGACAGCUCAAGAGAGCGAGCUGACGAAGGCACUGGGUCUACGCGACGCUCUCGCCACGGUGUCGGCUCGACUCCGCGCUGCUGCCGAGUAUGCGCACGCGGCGGUCAGGGUGCUGGACGAUGCAAUGCCGGCAUGGAAGCUCACUACUGUUAGCAAAAGCGGAUGGGAGCGUACAUCAGCUUGCGCGGACGCGUGCUCGCGACUGGUGGCGGCGCGCUGUGCCGAGCGAGGUGCCCGCCGAGUUCUGGCCGCCCCGGCCGCGCCUCGAGCCGCGCGGUCCUUGAGACUAGCACUCGACUACGCCUUCACUGACGCUGUGCAUGACCACAAGUACCAGAGAGCUACAGAAAUCUUUUUCCAGUUCAAAGACGCCCUUGUGUUGUUAAUCGACUCAAUUCAUCAGGUGUUACUCAACAACCUGGAGAAUUUGACAGCCGCUGAGAAAGACGUAGCUAAUUGCAGGAAAGAGCUGCGAUCUGCCAGGGUCAACGAUAUUGUGAAGCGAGGACUAGCUGAACUCAAGUAUGAGCCCAAAGCGCUCACUAAUUUGAAUGUCGCUAUGAAGUGAUGGAUUAUAACAAUGAUAUGCUACGACUUUAUAGAUAUUAAAUAU
Helicoverpa zea (corn earworm) is the source of this 1107-nucleotide messenger RNA. RefSeq lists its product as uncharacterized. The transcript has 9 exons. Lineage: Eukaryota; Metazoa; Arthropoda; Insecta; Lepidoptera; Noctuidae. Bases 1 to 1062 code for a protein of 353 amino acids. The record is from RefSeq and is a predicted model, not a curated record.